Messenger RNA from Epinephelus fuscoguttatus (brown-marbled grouper), 2156 nucleotides. It is a transcript of the gene hsf5, whose product is annotated as heat shock transcription factor family member 5. The record is from RefSeq and is a predicted model, not a curated record. Gene Ontology annotation, molecular function: sequence-specific DNA binding; DNA-binding transcription factor activity. The transcript is spliced from 7 exons. NCBI's taxonomy places the organism in Eukaryota, Metazoa, Chordata, Actinopteri, Perciformes, Serranidae. Gene Ontology annotation, biological process: regulation of DNA-templated transcription. The coding region runs from base 159 to 1529 and encodes 456 amino acids.
CACACAAACCUGCUGCAGAAGGCCAUAAAGUGUCCUCUCUAGCAGAAGGCCGUUACAGAGUCCUGACAGUUGGUAUCAGAUGAAACGUUUAGAAACUCCAACAGCUCCAACGGCUCUGAGAACAGCAGAGAGACAUCUUUGAUGAUCCAGAUAAAAACAUGGAUAUUGGUGGAAGUUUACUCCCUAGUUGCGUCAACCCCAGUAACUUCCCUGCCAAACUCUGGCGUUUGGUGAACAACCCGCUGAAUGAAGCCAUCUUCUGGGACAAAUACGGACAAUUGGUCGUCAUUGAUCAGGAUCUCUUCGAGAGACAGGUCCUGUGUCCGUCCACCGUCUCCUCGGACAGCGCCGACGCUUUCAAGACGACCAACUUCUCCAGCUUUGUCCGCCAGCUCAAUCUGUACGGCUUCAGGAAAGCGGAAGCAGCUGAUACAGGCGCCGGGGGCCAUUCACUGUUUCAUCAUUUUUACAACCCAAACUUCAAGCGAGACCGCCCUGAACUUGUUGCAAGCCUGAGGAGACUCACUGCCGACUACAAGGCCAAGGUGCAAGCGGGUGUGGUCGUGCCGAGGCAGCCGGCGAGCCGACCCCCGCGAUACAGCUCCGGUGAUGAAGGGCAAGAUCAAAAGAGGAAACGAGGCAGUUCUUCACUGCUUAGCCCCAAACAUCAGGAGUCAACUCCUCGUUACCAUCCAAAUAAAGCUCAGGUCAUGACAGCGUACAAUGGAACCCCAAUCCCACCACAGUUCCCGACAAAGGGUCUUGGUGCAGCUUUUGGGCCUUCUGUCUUUGCGACAGACAAAGGGAUGCUAGCGUCUUUAAGCCACCGCUCCACUGCAGGACCCUCAAGCCCCAGUGCUGUGCACUUUCAGCAGAGUUUACUGGGCCGUCCAUACCAUGCAAAUCCAAAUUUCACCACUUAUACUGGUCAUCAGCCUGGCUUCUGUUCCCCAUUUUGCCAGUCUUACCAUCCGAGCCUUUUGGCAUCACCCAUGGCAGGAAGUGGGCUUCAGACAGGGCUGUUCUCUCCCCACAGUUAUUACCAGGCUAGCUAUCCUUGCAAUGUGAUGUGUCAUGGGGACAACAACCAGGACUCAAAGCAACACCAGGAUGAGAAAAAAUGUGACAUUAACUUGGACGCAGUUUUCCAGAUUGCAGAUGAGGUGAUGCAGACCCUGCCCAGUAACAGCCUGGUUGGAGCUGUGACCCCCGUGAAGCCAGGCGCUGCAAUAGUGCCGUCCUCCAACACCUCUAGCACCAUGCUGCAUGACAGCUCUGCCAGCACUGUGAAAGAUGAACCUUUAAGUCCUUGGCCCAUCAUAACAGCUGUGGCGGGCAAUGUUGAUUUGAUGACAUACAAACAGGAGGAGGAGUCUGUGGUUUCAGUACCAGAGCAGAUGCCUGAAGAUGCGAUAAAUGAGGCUACCAGCGAUGAUGCAACGAACACUGAGGAUGUAUGUGUCGAGGUUUGCGACACUCUGAGGGAUACCAGUCAGUCCAGAUGCACAGGAAGUACACCAAGUCUUUAGAUCUCAGCUUGUUGAUUUGAUUGACGUGUGGCAGGGAUUCGUGAUUCACGUCAGGAUGUGAUCUUAAUUUCUCACUGCAGCCAGAUUUUAUUCUCCACGUUACUGAUUCUUUGUUGUGUAAAAGUUUGUUGAUGUGAUCUAAGUUUAAUCUUAAGUAUUUUUUGUUGUUGCAAAAGUAGGUAUAUGUUGUAUAUCUUUGUGUAUUUCCAGUAGAAUUACUUGUACCAUGGUACAUUUUUAAAAUUGUAAAGCAAGGUUUUAUCUCUACAUUUUUAACACAGUAGUAUUUAAAAUAUUUGACCACUUUGUGAUGUUUUUAAAGAAUUGUAAUUUUAAGUGUGAUUUAUAUAGAUUUGCUGCAGUAGGGCCAACUCAGCUUCUCCCCAUUUUUCACCUGCAGUCUGUUUUUAAUAGCAUAGCUGGUAGCAUCCGUCAUAGCAAGUUGUAACAAACUGCUGUAAUGAGCUGAAAAUAUUGAAUAGAUGUAUGAAAAUAUAUAAAUUAAUUUAAUCCACGAGUGACUGUUUGCAUUGUGAUGGUGACCAAGUGGUGGGUGCAUUUCCCCACCUUUUUAUUUUUCACUUCAAAGGUGCAGCAGUUUUAAACUUGUAACCGAGAUGUUUUUAA